Molecule: messenger RNA, 2225 nt
Organism: Xenopus tropicalis (tropical clawed frog)
Lineage: Eukaryota; Metazoa; Chordata; Amphibia; Anura; Pipidae
Gene: degs3
Product: degenerative spermatocyte homolog 3, lipid desaturase
Exons: 4
Coding region: 75-1043 (322 amino acids)
Biological process (GO): sphingolipid biosynthetic process; lipid metabolic process
Cellular component (GO): membrane; endoplasmic reticulum membrane
Molecular function (GO): sphingolipid delta-4 desaturase activity; catalytic activity
Source: RefSeq, marked provisional
CCCAGCAGCAGGUUACAGGUUAGGAAGAUUAUUUACAGUAUUUACACCUUGCUGGGUGACCCUUUAAAUGCACCAUGGGUAACAUGGUUGUAAGAAGUAACUUUGAAUGGGUCUACACAGACCAACCACACUCAGAUAGGAGGAAAGAAAUACUGGCUAAAUAUCCUCAGAUAAAGAACCUAAUGGGACCCGACCCACGCUUCAAAUGGAUUGUCUCUUUUAUGGUUAUGGUCCAGAUACUGUCAUGUUUUGUUGUUCGUGAUCUACCUUGGAAGUGGCUUCUUUUUUGGUCUUAUGCAUUUGGGGGUGUAAUAAACCACUCACUUACCUUGGCAAUCCAUGACAUCUCCCACAAUGUAGCUUUUGGAAACAAAUCAGCACGAUGGAACCGCUUCUUCGGCAUGUUUGCUAACCUCCCUAUUGGUGUGCCCUAUUCCACAUCCUUUAAAAAGUACCAUAUUGACCAUCACCGUUAUUUGGGUGGGGACGGCUUGGAUGUGGAUAUCCCAACAGACUUUGAGGGGCGUUUUUUCUGUAGCCCCAUGCGCAAGGUCCUUUGGAUAGUAAUACAACCUCUGCUGUAUGUCCUGCGUCCACUUUAUGUCAACCCCAAGCCUAUCACUCACCUAGAGAUAAUAAAUGCUCUGGUCCAGUUUUCCUUUGACCUGAUAAUAUAUUACUUGUGGGGACUGAAGCCUGUGGCAUACUUGAUUGCUGGUUCAUGUCUCUCCAUGGGCUUCCACCCAAUUUCAGGGCAUUUCAUAGCUGAACACUACAUGUUUUUGAAAGGAUAUGAAACAUACUCAUACUAUGGACCACUCAACUUGUUAACUUUCAACGUUGGCUACCACAUGGAACAUCAUGACUUUCCGAGCAUCCCUGGGAGCAAACUUCCACUGGUCCGUAAAAUCGCUCCAGAGUAUUACGACACCCUUCCAUACCACUCAUCAUGGGGGCGAGUGCUUUGGGAUUUCAUAUUCUGCAAGGAACUGGGACCUUUCUCACGUGUCAAGAGAGAGUGUGAAUUAGCAAAGAAGGACUAAAAAUAUUUAUUUUACUUUAAUGUGUGUAAUGAUUACACAAUGCUGCAUUUUCAUGAUACUGUGUGAUGUGUUUUUUAUUCUGAGCUUCAGUCCUUAAUUGAGCUGGCAUCCAAAGAGCUGUCCAUCAUGGAUAUAUCCACCAAAGCAUCUUUUCUCAGCUAGUAUUAUGCGUGGAUGAACGCUUCCUUUUUUUUAGCUUGUUGCCCUUUACAAGGAGACCCUAUAUUUUGAAGAGGUCUAUGAGACAUAAAAGUGGUAUUUGUCAUUUUUUGACAAUUUGGAUGCAACUUAUUAUUUGCAAUGAAGUAAUUGCACUGAGCACAUUUAGUGAAUUUGUUGUUUGAAUUAUUCAUUAGAAGUUUUCCAAUUUUUUAAUAUGAUUUAAAAUUUAAAUGGGUGGUUCAACUUUUAGUAUAUUAUAGAAUUCUAUUCCUAUUCCUAGCAACUUUGCAAUUGGUCUUUAUUAUUUAUCUUUUAUAGAUUUUUAAUUAUUUACCUUUCUCUUCUACAUCUUUUCAUCUUUCAAACAGGGGUCACUGACCCCAAAAGCCAACCUAUUGCUCUGUGAGGCCACAACUUUAUUACUGUUACUUUUUAUCUUGCAUCUUUCUAUUCAGUCCCUCUGCUAUUUGUAUUCCAGUCUCUCAUUUAACCCUCUGUAUGGUUGCUCAGGUAUACAAGACCUUAGUAACCAGAUAGCUGCUGAAAUUCCAAACUGGAGAGCUGCUGAACAAAAAGCUAAAUAACUGAAAAAACACAAAAAAAAUUAAAAAUGAAAACCAAUUGCAAAUUGUCUCAGAAUAUCAAUGUCUAUGUCAUAUUAAAAGUUAAUUUAAAGGUGAACAACCCCUUCAAUAAAACAAUUUAUAUGUCAAAACAGCACAUAUGUUACCAUAAUAUGGUAGCAUAAACAUUGUGGUUGGAAAAGGUCCACUUGUGGCUUCCUUCCAAAUACUGCUUUGAUGCGAGUCACAUAACUGGGUGACACAUGAGAAUCCCAAUGUUCAGUAGUGACAGUAAUCCAUGAGGCACAGUCUUGCGCUGAACUCUUUCUUUCAUGUAAACUUAUGCAUUUGUGUUCAUGCCAUUUGCAGUCCACUCCAUGACAGCUGUCUGGGAGCAAACUGGGGAUAACACCUAGAGCCAAAAAUGUAUAUAAAUAAAGUUUGUUUUUUUAUUUAA